AAAUAUAUGCAGCUACAAUUUCUACAGUAUAUAGAAACGUAUUCGCAAACUAUAAACAUUAACAUAUUUUAUUCACAAACAUUUAUUACUAAUUAUUUGGCUAAAAUAAUUUUUGUCGGGUUGCAAAAAGCUAUCCAAUGAACGUGUUUACAAGUCAUAACUCUUUCAUAAUAUUUAAUUUUUGCUGAAUUACCGUCGAAGCAUCAUUUUACGGUCCAAAGAAAUAUAAAAUAAUUAUGUAUAAUAAUGAAAUAAACAAACUGUAUUUUAGCUUUUUUGUAGUUGCUUUUACGGCGUUUAAUUGAGCUCUUUCUUGGGAGUCGUUUUGCCCGUGUCGUUUUAAACGAGUCAUUUUGAUUGAGCUAAAUGAGUCGAUUCCUUCGUGACGGGCUGUUUCCUGUUCGAGAGAUACACACGUGUAUGUGUGUAUGAGAGGAUCAGUGAGAGUAAGAGAGUAAAGAGGCUCUGUAUAUUGUACAUUUGAAAAGCCUGUGAGUGUAUUUGUGUGCGCGCUCAGGAGAGCAAGUGAGAAACAUGGGGGCGGCAACAAAAAAGCACAAGAAGAAGAAGCCGAGCUUCCGCAAGCUGCUAAAAACCAGCAACAUCAAGCUGGACAACAAGCUGAAGAACCGCCAGUUCAAGCAGCAGAGCACAGCCAAGAAGCAGCGCAAAGAGCAGAGAAAACUGCAUCAGGCCCUAAAUGACGCGUCACAGCCGACCCCGCAGCCUUUAGAACGCUACGAGAAGAAGCCAGAGGAAGAAGAUGACGAGGAGGAGUUCCUGGAAUCGUUGCCUACUGAUAUGAUGGAGGAGGAUGACCUGGAGGAGAUCAGAGCAAUGGCUAAGAAAGCCUCGUUCCUCACUAGAGAUCUUUCUUCCUGUGCUCCUGCACACACCAAAAAGCGCAAGUCGGACCAGAUGUUGGAAAAGUACGAGAAGACACCCAGGAAGUUGAAACAAGAAGAAGAGAAGGAGGUCAUUCAUCUACUGCCAAUCAAAGACAAGAGCGGCUUGAUCCCUCGAACGAUGGAGAAGCCAGUGGUGCAGAAAGUUCCCGAGGAGGACGAGCAGGAGGAAGUAUAUGGCCUGGAAUCCGAGCAAACAAUAAUGGAAGAAUCACAGAGCUUCCUAAGACUGACUUCAGAAGAACAGCUGAGGCUUCGCUCGCAGAAGCUGAUGGAGAGGAAACUACGCAUCGCGAACUUGGGAUCAGCCAUUCUAACAGAUCCAGACUCAAAUAUUAAGAAGCUGAAGGAGCUGCGGGCCAUGCUGAUGGAGACUGACCCAAGCGUUGCCGUUACGGUCAGGAAGCUGGUCAUGGUCUCAUUAAUGGAGAUCUUCAAGGACAUAGUGCCCUCCUACAGGAUCCGUCCUCUGACCGAAGAAGAAAAGGCCGCCAAGGUGAAAAAGGAUACGCAGCAGCUGAGAGAGUUUGAAGAGGGUCUCGUAAGUCAGUACAAAUUCUAUUUGGAGAAUCUGGAGCAGACCGUCAGAGACUGGAAGCAGAAGAAGAUGAAGGGCAGUCAGGCCGUGGCUCUGGCUUCCUACAAAGGCCUGGCUGAAGUGGCCAUUAAGUGUCUGUGUGAACUUCUGGUGGCUUUGCCACACUUCAACUUCCACAACAACAUCAUUGUCGCUGUGGUGGCGCUGAUGAAUGACCCGGUUAAGAAGGUGUCAGUGAUGUGCUGUGAAGCAGUCAGCAAUCUGCUAAAGCAGGACAAGCUGGGCCAGGCUUCGCUAGCCACAGUGAGGGUUAUCUCAGGAAUGGUCAAAGGCAGGAACUACAAUGUCAAACCAGAGGUCCUGAACACAUUGCUGUUCCUAAGGAUAAAAGAGGUGGAUGUGAAGAAAGACACAGAAGACCUGGCCCCUAAACAAAAGUUCAUGAAAUUCAAAGAGAAGAAGAAGAACCUGUCCAGGAUGCAAAGGAAGUGGAAGAAAGCUGAGGAGAAACUUCAAAAAGAGCUGCUAGAGACUGAGGCAUCUGAGAGCAAGGACAAGAAACUCAAGCUGCACACAGAGACCCUCAACAUUGUGUUCCUGAUCUACUUCAGAAUAUUAAAGAAAGCCCAGAAGUCCAUCUUGCUUCCCUCCGUUUUAGAAGGUUUAGCAAAGUUCGCUCACCUUAUUAACUUGGAGUUCUUUGAUGAUCUACUGGCAGUGCUUCAUAAUUUAAUCAUGUCCGGUGAUCUGUCACACCGAGAGAGUCUUCACUGUAUCCUCACAGCCUUUCACAUCCUCUCAGGUCAAGGCGAAGUGCUCAAAAUCGACCCCCUGCAAUUCUACAAUCACUUGUACAAAACCCUGCUUACGCUGCAUGCAGGCGCAUCGAACGAGGACACGGGCAUUGUGCUGCAGUGUGUGGACGUAAUGCUGAGUAAGCGCAGGAAGCAGGUCAGCUUGCACAGAGCGCUGGCCUUCCUCAAGAGACUCAACACGCUUGCCCUGCACGUGAUGCACGACUCGUGUGUGGGCAUCCUGGCAACUAAUCGAGCACUCAUACAUACUUUCCCCAAGUGUGACAUCAUGCUGGAUAACGACAUGCAGGGCAGCGGUGUGUAUCUGCCUGAGCUGGAUGAGCCCGAAUAUUGCAACCCUCAAAACACCUGCGUGUGGGAGCUACACAUACUAAAGAGACACUACCACCCCAUGGUGAGGAAAUACGCCACUCAUCUGGUGGCUGGAGCUCCGAGUGAAGGUGCCGGUGCACUAAGUACAGACCUGAGCAGGAGUGCACCUGUGCAGCUUUUUGAGGAUUACAAUGUGAAGGAGAUGACCUUUAACCCGCCAGUUGCAGGACCACCCAAGAAGAAGGAGCGUUUCACGAUCGGCGAGGCAUUCCUGGACUCCGAUUUAAAAGCGCAGAUCAACGCGGCUCUUCAAGAGGACAAGCGAAUUCCACUGGACUUUGCUGCACAUUUUUCACAAAAGCAAUUGGACCUGAUUUUGUAAAUCCGUCUGUAAUAAAAUGUUUUAUAUCAAAGUGUUUCAAAUAAAAAAAAAGGUCAUGUUUGGA
Molecule: messenger RNA, 3016 nt
Organism: Silurus meridionalis
Lineage: Eukaryota; Metazoa; Chordata; Actinopteri; Siluriformes; Siluridae
Gene: noc3l
Product: NOC3-like DNA replication regulator
Exons: 21
Coding region: 535-2952 (805 amino acids)
Biological process (GO): DNA replication initiation
Cellular component (GO): nucleolus
Molecular function (GO): chromatin binding
Source: RefSeq, a predicted model, not a curated record